AUGUGGCUGAUCUUUUGUUACUUCGCACAAUUACUACUCCGUAUGGUCAUUGCGGAUGAUGCAGAAAGUGAUGUUAUACCUGUAUUGCGUAGAAAGGAAUUUGUCACGCUUCAUGAAUGGACUGAGCUGAACUUAACUGUGCCGGAGGAUUGUCAGCAACCAUUGAAGCUGAAUGCAAUGCGAUAUGCACAGGACAAGCUGUUACCAGUAGAUGUGGAUGUGGAAUAUGGUGAUGACGGUUACCAUCGCACUUUCCUUACAAUUCCCCGUUUAAGCUAUGGCGUUCUAUACUCUCUAGCCGUGGUGGCUGAUAGUGACAAUUCAACACUUCUCAAUCCACUUCUGGUGCCCUACCCCAGUUAUGGUUGGCAUUCGAGUUUUGGUCAGAAUUGUAGCGGAAUAACAUCGGCAAUUAGAACUCUUAUCGAUGAUUGCUGGCGUUUGUGGGUAGUUGAUUUGGGUCAAAUAAACGGCAUUCAAUAUUGUGCUCCUCAAAUACUGGCCUUUGACUUGGUUACCGAUCGGUUAAUACAUCGUUAUGUUAUUCCUGCAUCGCAAUACACUCCUGGCAUAUCGAUUUUUACAGCACUCGCUGUAGAUGUGCGUGAAUCGACAAGGAAUGCAGAAUGUACUAAUACUAUGAUCUAUAUCGCUGAUCCUUGGGGUUAUGGACUGAUAGUUUACAAUAUGAACGAAGGUCGAUCUUGGCGCAUACAAAAUGCACACAUGCAACCAGAUCAGCUGUUGGCACAGGACAAGACGGGUAAUAGUGGCAUUUUCACAGUGAGCAUUACUCCGCGGCAACAGGAGAAAGAAGAAGAUGAUCGCCGUCUAUAUUUUCACGCCCUUAAUAGCUUCCUGGAAGUGAGUGUACCAUUAUUUGUAGUCAAUAAUGCUUCUCUCUGGGCACAGCCCACAAAUCUAGAAACGCAAAAUAAGCUGUUCAAUGAGUUCAGGAUCAUUGGCAGUCGAGGCAUACAAUGUGAAUCUGAAGCUAUGGAUAGUGAUGGCAAUUUAUAUUGCAGUUUGAUAAGUUCAAGUGCUUUGAUUGCAUGGGAAGAGAAUAGCGAUUAUGAUUCGGAUCAUUUAAAGGUAGUCGCCUAUAAUCCUGAUAAGCUACGAUUCGUCACAGGUCUAAAGGUGAACCGAAACCAUCUCGAGGAAGAUGAGAUGUGGGCCUUGAGCAGUAAUCCGGAGCUGUUUGUUGGUGGCAAAGUACAAAAAGACGAUAUAAAAUUUCAAAUCAUUGGAUGUCGCGUCAAAAAUUUGCUGGAAAAUGAGCCCUGCUCUGUGGUAAUCAACCAUUUGCGGCAAACGUGAAAGAAAUAAAUGUCAUGCAAUUUAAUGAAAAAUAUGUAUGUAAAUCAACUAAUUUUAAGUUGCCCAUAACAAAAAU
Molecule: messenger RNA, 1396 nt
Organism: Anastrepha obliqua
Lineage: Eukaryota; Metazoa; Arthropoda; Insecta; Diptera; Tephritidae
Gene: yellow-e3
Product: protein yellow
Exons: 6
Coding region: 1-1320 (439 amino acids)
Cellular component (GO): extracellular region
Source: RefSeq, a predicted model, not a curated record